Durio zibethinus is the source of this 1626-nucleotide messenger RNA. RefSeq lists its product as uncharacterized. Gene Ontology annotation, biological process: mRNA catabolic process. The record is from RefSeq and is a predicted model, not a curated record. Lineage: Eukaryota; Viridiplantae; Streptophyta; Magnoliopsida; Malvales; Malvaceae. Gene Ontology annotation, cellular component: CCR4-NOT complex.
CAUGUCAAUUGCAGGGCCAAAGUUGAAUACCUUUUCAGUUUUAAAUUCCAAUAAAAAACACAUAAAAUUAGGAAAAAAAAAAAAAAACUGUUACUCCUCGCGGAUGACCACCAAAGGCGCUCACGCGCAUCUAAUGCACGUGGCUUCAACUCUUUUUACUUUCUGAACUCAAUAGAAACAAAAAAAAAAGAAAAUUAUCUCAUUUGAAGCAAGAAUUUUGAAAGAAAAGAAAACUGCAACAAGAAAGGUAUUCGUUUUUGCUUUUUAUUUUUUCCUUUUCUGUAACAUAUGCAAACGGUAAAUCUGCCUCAAUCUUUACCAAUGAACGCGCCUUUUGGGGGGCCCAGCGCGUCGAGUCCAAUUGUCGCCGGAGCUCCGGCGAAUAAGGAUCGGAAAAUGGCAUCGGCGGAGCAUUUGGUUCUCGAUCUGAGCAACCCUGAUCUCCGAGAAAACGCUCUUCUCGAACUAUCUAAGAACAAGGAAUUAUUUCAAGAUUUGGCUCCUUUCGUGUGGAAUUCUUUUGGUACUAUAGCUGCACUCAUACAGGAGAUAGUUUCAAUUUAUCCUGUUCUCUCACCACCAAAUCUAACUCCAGCUCAAUCAAAUCGAGUUUGUAAUGCCCUUGCUCUACUGCAGUGUGUAGCUUCUCAUCCAGACACAAGGAUGUUAUUCCUAAAUGCUCACAUACCCUUGUAUCUGUAUCCUUUCCUUAAUACUACAAGUAAAUCAAGGCCUUUUGAGUACUUGAGGCUUACUAGCUUAGGUGUCAUUGGUGCCUUGGUGAAGGUUGAUGAUACUGAAGUUAUUAGCUUCCUUCUUUCGACUGAGAUAAUCCCACUAUGCCUGCGCACAAUGGAGAUGGGCAGUGAACUGUCGAAAACAGUUGCCACUUUUAUAGUUCAGAAGAUUCUAUUAGAUGAUGUUGGCUUGGACUAUAUUUGCACUACUGCAGAGCGGUUUUUUGCAGUUGGUCGAGUUUUAGGAAAUAUGGUUGCAGCACUUGCUGAGCAACCCUCUUCACGACUAUUAAAACAUAUUAUUCGAUGUUAUCUUCGAUUGUCUGAUAACCCAAGGGCUUGUGAUGCGCUAACAAGUUGCCUUCCAGAUAUGUUACGAGAUGCCACCUUUAGUACUUGUCUUCGUGAAGAUCAAACCACUAGGAGGUGGCAGCAGCAGUUGCUUCACAAUGUUGGGGUGAAUCGGGUGCCAACUCUUCAGGCUGGUGGAGGAUUCGAUCACAUGCUGGUUAACUGAAUAUCGUACAAACUUCUUUACAUCACUGCCCAUCUUUUCCAAAUUGAAAGCUGGUUGCAGCUGGCAGGUAGUCGUAAUCCUUUAUGAUUUUAUCUAAUUAGAUUUUUUUUUUUUGGUGUGUAUGUUAAUUUAAUUAGUUGUUGUAAUUAGUGAUUUGUCCUUAAAAGAAAUGCGGUAGUGUGAGAUUUAAGCUUGGUUUAGGGUGAAGGAGUGAUGCUGGUCGGAUCAUUCUGAGUAUUUUGAAUCUGAAUUGUGUACAUUUAUUCAACUAAUUUUCAUGUAUAAUGAAAUAAUUAUCAGGCUGCGUGGAUCAAGAAUAAAAAAUGAUCAGGCUGCUCAUUGGUCUUGCUUGAUAAUAGCUCUUGCCUCUAA